UCGCGGCUACCGUACCUAAUUGUUAACAACAAACAUGGCGUCCUCAAUGUCACUUCUCGGUUUAGGUCGUUUGUCUCUCAGCAAUGUAGCUUCCAGGAUCCUACUGAAUCCAGCCAGGUCUGCAAGCACAUCAGCAUCAAGGCUGGCAGAGAAAGCAGAACAAGACACGCAACUUAUUACCGUUGAUGAGAAAUUGGACAUCACGACUCUGACGGGGGUCCCGGAGGAGCACAUCAAAACCCGCAAGGUUCACAUCUUUGUCCCCGCCAAAACGGCCAUGCAGUCUGGCAUCAACAGCACCAAGAAGUGGAAGAUGGACUUUGACACCAGAGAGCGGUGGGAGAACCCGCUGAUGGGCUGGGCCUCAACGGCCGAUCCUCUGUCCAACAUGGUGCUCUCGUUCUCCUCAAAGGAAGACGCCGUUGCUUUUGCUGAGAAAAAUGGUUGGAGCUACGAAGUCACAGAGAAGAGGACCUCAAAGCCCCGGGUGAAGUCGUACGGGGCGAACUUCUCCUGGAACAAGAGGACCCGGAGGUCCGCAAAGUAAACCGAAGGGCCCCAUCUGUUCCCUGUCCCGACCUGCGUGCGUCCCGCUGCGGACUUAUUUCAUUCUUGUGAAUAAAUGCAUAAUUAUAUAUAAGAAAACUAAA
This is a messenger RNA of Poecilia reticulata (guppy), 650 nucleotides long. RefSeq names its product NADH:ubiquinone oxidoreductase subunit S4 (gene ndufs4). Gene Ontology annotation, cellular component: respiratory chain complex I. Gene Ontology annotation, biological process: electron transport chain. The record is from RefSeq and is a predicted model, not a curated record. NCBI's taxonomy places the organism in Eukaryota, Metazoa, Chordata, Actinopteri, Cyprinodontiformes, Poeciliidae.